Messenger RNA from Bradysia coprophila, 879 nucleotides. RefSeq names its product protein takeout-like. Gene Ontology annotation, biological process: multicellular organismal reproductive process. NCBI's taxonomy places the organism in Eukaryota, Metazoa, Arthropoda, Insecta, Diptera, Sciaridae. The record is from RefSeq and is a predicted model, not a curated record.
AUAGCAAACGUUUCCAAUUAGAACUUAGUUCUUGUUCUUCAUUCAGUUGAUCUAUAACUAAAAUAUAGUGGAAAAUUAUGAGUAUUUUGCAGACAUUUUUAAUACUGUCUGCAGUCGUCGUAGGAAGUCGGUCACAAAAUGCUCUAUCAGCAAUGCCGAAAUGUCGACAUGAAGACAAGGAAUGUAUCAUUAAUGUUUGCAACGCAUUCUUUCAACUAUCAGCUAAUGGCGUACCUGAACUUGGUCUCGUACCAACCAAUCCAUACGAAAUCAAAAACGUGAAUGUGGAAACGGGUGCCGAAAAUACUCCAAUCAACCUAAAAAUUCAAUUUAAGCGAGCCAAUAUGACCGGAAUUUCCGAUUACAAAAUCAACAAAAUUAUAGGCUUCGAUAAAGAUCCGAGGAAGUCAAAAUUCGAACUGUAUGGAUCCGUUAAAUUGGCUAGUUUAAGUGGACCAUAUCGAAUUUCUGGGAAAUUUUUACUGUUACCCGUAUCGGGAAAUGGUCACGCAGAUAUAUUUUUUGACAACCUUAAAUUGAAAGUGGUUAUGAAACUCGAUGUUGAGACAAGGGAUGGCAAAGAUUAUUUAGCGCUGAAAAAAAUGAUAAUAACCAUGGAACCGGAGAAAAUGCGCGUAAAUUUUGAAAAUCUCUUCAACAACAAAGAAUUGAGCGAUAACAUGAAUGCAGUUCUCAAUGAAAAUAAUGAUGUUCUGUUCAAAGGAUUACAGGGGCCAAUGCAAAAUGUUUUGGGAGAUGCUAUGGCUAAGAUUUACGUACCGGUUGCUUCAAAGAUUCCAUAUGCGGAUUUUUUCGACAAAGAUGGUUAAUUUGACUGUAAAAUUUACUAUUUAAAUAUAAGCGCAGCAAAUACUGCAA